AUGUCGGAAGAGCUGCCGGUGCUGGUCCCUGCCGUCAAUGGCAAUCCCGAGCCCGCUCCUGAGAUCAGAGACGAGCCUCAGGACGACGUCCCUUUCUCGUGGCUACAACCCCACCCAACCUUCCUCAUUGUGCUUGUCGGACCCGAUGAGAAACCCUUCGGCAUCCAUAAGGAUUUUUUGUGCGCCAGGUCAACACAUUACCGAGAGUAUUUCAAGAAGGCGAAUGCUACAUCGGACACUGUGGAGCAUGUCGUGAAGCUUCCUCACACCACGCCUGAGGUGUUCGGCUUGACGCAGCUCUUCCUGUUCACUGGACAGGUUUCAGAGGAGGUUGACACGUUCCCUUCCUAUGAGGCACUUAUUGGGGUCUGGAAACUAGGCCACGAGCUUGGUAUCGACGGUCUCUGCGACAAGACUCUUGAGGCAAUGAAAGAGUGCAGGCGGCUUACUCGGCAGAUUCCCGCCACUCCACUCCUCGUUCAAGUAUGGAGGGACACACCAGAGGGCUCAACCAUUCGCAAACUCCUCCUCUCGUGGGCAGCCGAGUACAUGCGGUCGUCCGAUGCUAGAGCCGAGUUCGCCAAGUCGCUCCCUCAGGAGGUUCUUAGCGAGCUGGUCGUGGCCAUGAGCUCUCUCGAGAAGCAGCCAUCCCCACCCGCAGCUCCGGCCGAUACAGCCUCCGCCGAACCGACUCCUCGCAAGAGUGUGCACUAUCUGGAAGAGGAUAGCGAUGACGAGCGAGAACACCUUUCCAAGAAGAACCGACGCGCUUCUGCGCCGUUACCGGUCUCUCAGAACGGCAACUCCAAGUCGUUCAGUCGUGCCCCCCCUCCACCAGUCCGCAAGGCUGCGGCUGUGGCUGCGGCUGCGGCGGCACCGCGUCCGAAGCCUGUGGUCCAGAAGCGCCGCAGCAUCGCCUCGGUUCCGAGCGGCGAAAUCAGCACCGAGAAGAAGGUUGAAUUCUGCGCCGAUCUCCUUGACAGGAUGCUUUCAGGACCUGGUUUCUGGACCAGACUGGUGGGUCCUUUCAAGGAACCCGUCGACCCCGUUGAGGAUGGCGUUCCCGAUUACUUCGACAAGGUCAAGAAGCCUAUGGACCUCAACACCGUCAAGGCCAAGAUGUCGCGUCGCGAGUAUCAGACCGAGGACGAGUUCGCAGCCGACGUGCGCCAAAUCUUUGACAACUGUUACACGUACUGGUCCAAGGGUGACCCGAUGUGGGCCGCUUGCGAGAAGUUCCAGAAAACAUUUGAGGAGAAGUAUGCCCAAAUGCACAAGAACAUCUCCAAGAUGAUGCGCGAGCCCGUCGACUGA
This is a messenger RNA of Colletotrichum spaethianum, 1314 nucleotides long. Its product is annotated as ankyrin repeat, bromo and BTB domain-containing protein. Gene Ontology annotation, biological process: chromatin remodeling; regulation of DNA-templated transcription. The record is from RefSeq and is a predicted model, not a curated record. Lineage: Eukaryota; Fungi; Ascomycota; Sordariomycetes; Glomerellales; Glomerellaceae. Bases 1 to 1314 code for a protein of 437 amino acids. Gene Ontology annotation, cellular component: nucleus; chromatin. The transcript has 3 exons.